This is a messenger RNA of Besnoitia besnoiti, 1293 nucleotides long. RefSeq lists its product as uncharacterized. The coding region runs from base 1 to 1293 and encodes 430 amino acids. NCBI's taxonomy places the organism in Eukaryota, Apicomplexa, Conoidasida, Eucoccidiorida, Sarcocystidae. The record is from RefSeq and is a predicted model, not a curated record. The transcript has a single exon.
AUGAGUCACACGCACCGUGGCGACGAAAACACAUACACACAGCGAAAUCCCACACCACUCUCGGUGGUACGUGACCCGGCACCAUCCUUGCCGGAAGCCAAAGUUUACAGUGCCCACAAAGGUGGCUCGCGCCCUGAAACACUUCCCAGAUCCGCAGACCCCGCAACGCCCCCACCUCAAAUAGCAUCAACGCCGGCGCCAGCGCCCACCGUGUCAAAGGAGAAGAUACCGUUUGCUCCAACCGACACGUCAUGGCGGUCUUCCAAGUAUACUCUGGAGGAGGCCUCACAGACUCCGACCAAAUGGGAAGAAUCACCCGUAGGAUCCCCGUCAUAUCCGGCGUCGCCAGCGGAGACGCCUUCGGGAGAAAAGGAACAAUGGGAACAGCCAGACGAAAGUGACGUAGGGGAGACUACAGACGAGUGGGGACGGGAACUGGAUGCAUUAAAGGCUGACGAAGAAUCGCAGACAGGAUUCGAUGAAUCCGGACAGGCAGGUGACACCGAAAGCGAGAGGGAUCGGAUUGGCGAUGGUUUAGGUAAUAUGGGUAAGAGCAUUCAACCGCUGGUCGAGGAGGCGUAUCCAGACAUGAAGUUAUCUGAUGAGCCGUCGCCUCCUCCUGUUGGUAGACAUGAUUCGGAAAUAGCAGCUACACGAAAUUUUCGGCGGCAGUGGGCUCCAAGACGGUAUCAGUUUGGCCCAGGCGAAACCCCACUCCCGACUCCGCCUGGUGGCUCAGACAUAGACUUGGAUAAUGAAAAUGUUAUAUGGGGAGAGCUUAAGUUCCAGGUACAGGACAGCGUCGCAGACAGAGGUAGGGGGACCCCAGUCUUUGCGUUCGGGCACCGGGACCCGCAGUUGAUGAACCCAGAACCAAGAAAGCUCUUGCAACAGACCACAGCCGGUGCUGGCGUGCCCGACGACGGACGUCUUGAGUGUGCGGACAAUCAUGGUGGAUCUCGAGUAGGCGACGGGGUCCUGCGUGCAAAUGUGGAUGACGUACGGGACACGGUAGCGGGUGGUACCCCGCAGCAGGAAGAAAGAUACCGCCGUGGUCACGGAGCACAGAAGGGCUGUACGCAACUACGCACCAACGAAUCAGACUUCUUUCAGGCAGCGGCUGCCCGAUUUCAAAGAAAAGACCACCUAUCUCAGGGUCUUGUGAGCCCUGCAACACGAACCGUUCCACUGCCAGAUUCUGCUGGCGCAGGCAGACUACAGGACGAAGAGAGGAGCACUACGGCUAGGAUACUCGGGGGUCCGUGGCUCUUUUUUAAUGCGGAUGAGGAAUGA